UUGCUCGCAGCGGCUGUCGCUGAUCGAAGAAAUACAGCCGGUGGUCGGUUUGUGAAGAACCUUACCUGCUACACCUGUGGAAAGACAGGGCAGAUUGCGGUUAAAUGCUUCGAGGUAAUCAGUCACCCGAAAUGGUGGGGCACCGGGGACAGCGGGCGCGGCAAUGGUUCGGGUCGGGGUGGUGGCCAGAGUGGCGGCGGAAAGAAUGGGGUUGGGGACAACCAGACACGUGCUCAUGCGGCCUUCGGUGGUCCCCCAAAUAUGUUGGUCAAUGGGUCGGCGAACAGACCAGGCUCAGCGAGCGGAGAGGUCAUGAGUGAGUCGAAUCGCACCGCGAUCUCUGGUUUUUCCAAUGCUUAA
Molecule: messenger RNA, 360 nt
Organism: Striga asiatica
Lineage: Eukaryota; Viridiplantae; Streptophyta; Magnoliopsida; Lamiales; Orobanchaceae
Source: the annotation of a GenBank genome assembly